Molecule: messenger RNA, 4120 nt
Organism: Cyprinus carpio (common carp)
Lineage: Eukaryota; Metazoa; Chordata; Actinopteri; Cypriniformes; Cyprinidae
Product: voltage-dependent calcium channel gamma-4 subunit-like
Biological process (GO): calcium ion transmembrane transport; neurotransmitter receptor internalization; postsynaptic neurotransmitter receptor diffusion trapping
Cellular component (GO): AMPA glutamate receptor complex; voltage-gated calcium channel complex; postsynaptic density membrane
Molecular function (GO): channel regulator activity; voltage-gated calcium channel activity
Source: RefSeq, a predicted model, not a curated record
AUCAAAGCCAUCUGAGUUUGGAAAAGAGGGAUGUGAUUAUAGGAAAUGCACACGGUGAUGAUCAAAACUCCUCAAAAAGCAUAGAAAGCAACCCCGACGGGUGAGCUCACACAGCUGCUCACUAGCCUAUAUAAACAGCAACAUGUGGAGGAGACGCGCUCAAGUUUCCUGAUCACACCGACUGUCAGAACAAAGCCAACAUGACGCGCGCCCGUCUUUGAACGAUGUGUGGAUUAUUAACGCGGUUGUUAUUAUUAUGAGUGGCCAUGGCGUGGUGUGACCGCGGGAUUCAGAUGCUGCUGGCCACCGUCGGCGCUUUCGUGGCGUUUAGUUUGAUGAGCAUCGCGAUCGGGACCGACUACUGGCUUUAUUCUCGGGCGUAUAUCUGUAACGCCACCAACACCAGCACGGACGAGGCGCAGACGCAACCCAAGAAGGUCCGCGGAGAUCUCACGCACUCCGGGCUCUGGAGGAUCUGCUGUAUAGAGGGUCUCAACAAAGGAAGUUGUUACCGAAUCAAUCAUUUCCCAGAUGACAAUGAUUAUGACACUGACAGCUCUGAAUAUCUCUUACGUAUUGUGCGUGCCUCCAGUGUGUUCCCCAUCCUCAGUACCAUUCUGCUGUUGCUGGGGGGGCUGUGUGUCGGUUUAGGACGCAUCUACAGCAAGUGGAACAACAUAUUACUCAGUGCUGGGAUACUAUUCGUGGCAGCAGGUUUGAGCAACAUCAUCGGUAUAAUCGUCUACAUCUCCAGCAAUGCUGGUGACCCCAGUGACAAACGAGACGAAGACAAGAAGAACCAGUACAACUACGGUUGGUCGUUCUACUUCGGAGCACUCUCUUUCAUUGUGGCUGAGGCAGUGGCCGUUCUGGCUGUAAAAAUCUAUAUUGAGAAGAGCAACGAAGUACGGUUCAAAGCACGCCGUGAGUUCAUCAAGUCUACCUCGUCCUCUUCGCCAUAUUCUCGCAUGCCCAGUUUUCGCCACCGUCGACGGCACUCGCGUUCCAGCUCUCGCUCAACAGAAGCAUCACGUGAGGCGUCACCAGUGGGCAUGAAGAUGAUGAGCUCGGUUCCCGUAGGAGAGAUCAACAUGUACACAUUAACAAGAGACCCCCUCAAGUCAGGGACAGACAGCUCCUAUAGCCCAGAGCACGAUUCAGGAUUCCUCCAAGUUCACAACUGCUUUCCCAAAGACCUUAAUGAUGGUAUCAACAGGAGGACAACACCUGUAUGAGGUUACACACUGGAACGGAAGAGAUAAAGUUAAGGCCAUACUGCAUGGAAAGCCAUCAGGGCUCAGUGGCUUGUGGCAGAUGCCAGUGGAAGGGAUACUUAUUGGUGAAGCCAGUCAACCAAUGACGUCUCUCAUCUGUGAAGGAGAAGCACUGUGUUAAGUGGGAAAGAUUUCAUCUCGACAUUCAACAGCCAUUGCGAACACACUAAUUUGUGUUUCUUCUCGUGUUGUUCCUCACAUAUAAACAAGAACUCUCAGAAAGACUCAUCUCUCAUCAAAGGGCAAGACAUGCAAAUGUAAAAUAGAUGGUCUUUGGCAGUGCUUCAGAUAUUAAGGACUUUGAAUAAGCCAGUCAAUUCCCUUGGUUGAUAAAUAUAUUUUUGUUUGUCAGUACAGUGCCAUACUCUCAAUGUAUACCAAUGUGAUAAUGACUCUCACAGUAUGAGAUGGUGCUAACGUAGGCUCCAAGCUGAAGCCUUCCCAUUCUCGUGUGUUCAGUACAGACUCGAGCUGAAUACUGAACGCCCUUGUUCGCGUUAUAUGUUUGUUGCCACAGCUGUCUAACCCUAUUCAGUGUGCCUAUCAUCUUGGCAGUGUCAACUGCUCAGACUUUUUCUGGAGCCACUUUGCAACACAGUGCAAAACUGUAUUCCUCUGAUUUCGUUGUUGUACAGCUAGAAAUAUCAGUUGAAUUACUAAAUAAUCAUUGGGAAAAUUUAGAGUAGUAGAUUUAUGACUACUAAUUGUGUAUAAACACCCUGCUGAAAAGACCAGAUUGGAUUUUCAUGAUGUUCUCACUGGUUUGUUCUGGUCUGGUGCUUUCUCAUCUGGCAAACCUGCUUAGACAGGCUGUUCAUCAGCAAAACUUGACCAAGGAAGUCUUGCUGGUUACAGUCAGCAUGAAAUAUCAUUUGCUACCCAUUUUAUUUUUGUCAUAUAAUGUAUUUCUGAGUGAAAUGUAGGGCUGGACAGGACUUGAAAAACUGAUCGGAUUCUCAAAAGUUUACUCGCAUUCCAAAUCUAUAUGAUUUUUUUUCUGUCCAGGCAGCUGUUUUCCAUAUAAAGAAUGUGAAUGAGAAUUGGGGCUGUAGUUCACUAGAAAAAUGUCUUUAAUCAUCUGGUUCUUGAAUUCAGUGGACUGACUCCCUGAUACCAGUUGCAAUCACCAGACUGGAAAGGAAGAUUAUCAGUGAAUAAUAACUUGGAUUACUAAUGGGCUACUAUUAUGAUGCUUUUAUGUCAAGUUGUCCUUAUGAGUCAUACACUAUAUUCCAAUUGACUGAACCAUCGAGUCACCUGAGAACUAAAUCAGUCCAAUAAAUGAAUCAUUCCAAAUGUUUGUGUGAACUUGAUUGUAUAAAAUACACUGAAACUCAAAAGAACGUUUUGUUCACAAAUCAGAUAUAAUUUUGAAGCUUGACAGCCCCAGUUCUCAUUCACAUUGAUUAUAUGGAAAAGGGUGGCUAGGAUAUUUCUUUAAACAAAUAAGUAUCUUAAGUGGAUAGUGUGAGCAAAAAUUGACAUUACUUUGGGGACAUCAACCAAAAAGGAAAAUUAUUUCAGCUGCAUUUUUUUUUUUCUUUUUUGAAAGAUUACAAAGACUGUCAAUGAUUAUAAAGACAUUUUUUUCAUGUGCACUGAUGAGUCAUGCAGAAGAAUGCACAAUAAGCCAAGAGAUGUUUAUCACGCAAGUAAAUAGGGUCAGUUUUGAUUUCAUGUUGUGUUUAAGCUAGUUCAGAAGUCUGGUUUAGACUCCAGGGUUCCUUGCUCAGCACCAGCAUCUAAAACACAUCAUAUGAUGGUGGCCAGCUCUACUGGUCUCUUCAGCAGGGAAGUAUAGCAGUAUUCAACAGGCCUCAAGUUUUAUACUAUCACUUCGAAUUCUGACUGCCAUUAAUAGUAGUUCAACAAGUUUCAGUAGUUAACCAGCCAGUGUCGUUGUUUUCCAUUGUGAAUCAGUCAAAGAGUGAUGUAAUUACUCAACCUUCAUCUCCAUCGAGGGGUUUUACCUCUACUAAAGCUCGGUCUUUGCCUGAAUGUGGGUUAAAUAGAGCCACUUCUUCUUGUGAAUUUGAGUGAUGGCCGUGCAACGACUGAAUGGGGCAUCUUUGGGGAUCUGACAUUGUUGGAGUCCACUGAUAAAAGGAGUGCUGAGAAAUGUCAGACAUCCGGAAAUGAAAGACAAGUUCUGAGCCGGUCAGCCCUGAGAAACAUUUCAGUGACCGCUGAUAAAUAUCUAGGGCAGAGCAGUAUGAAAGACAUCAGUGUGGCCAAUCCAGCACUUUUGAAGACCAUUCAAAGUGUCUUAGCCUCACCAGAGCCUUAUGCCUGGAUUUCUCUUUGAGUCGACAAUAUAACCUCAUCGCUUCUUUGUUGCUGCUGGUUUUCCUCUCCUAUCUCAGAUCCCCUCGACAGAUCCGUAGUGAAAAAUCUAUUGCUUUUUCUCACUAAGGACUGCAUUAUCCAUGUGAGCGGUCAAAUCUGUGUCGCUAAAAGUGUUUCCUCACAAAAGGAGAGGUUGCAGAUGUAAAUAUCUGGUAUGUGUUUCACUGAAUUGAAGCAUUUACAGCUACCUUUUCUUAGUAAAGCCAUUUUAACACAAGCUUUUGAGCCAUGGCUCUUUGUAGAAUGGUGUAAAUGUUUGUUGGAUGUUUUUCUCUAACCCAUUGACUUUGUGUGCUUUUAACAGUAUUAUUAACAUGAUGCCUCACUGCCAAGCAUCACUCACUAUAAAUACCUGUAAUGUUCUCUCUGUUCAUCUUGGAAGGCGUUUUGUCCUUCUGGUUUUCUUGAUUUGCUAAUGUUGUUCUCAGUAUUUCUCUGUAUCACGGACAAAGUCGACAUAUCCUUGCUCACAUUAAUAAAUUUAAUUGAGGAACAGUGUC